Achroia grisella is the source of this 1171-nucleotide messenger RNA. RefSeq lists its product as uncharacterized. The coding region runs from base 46 to 1086 and encodes 346 amino acids. The record is from RefSeq and is a predicted model, not a curated record. Lineage: Eukaryota; Metazoa; Arthropoda; Insecta; Lepidoptera; Pyralidae. The transcript has 10 exons.
UUGAGAAAUUGUUUCAAAUUUAGAGAGCUUGUUUGUUUAACAACAAUGGAUAGAUUCAUAAUUCGAGAGCCAAGAAUUGAAACAGAAUAUCCACAAGGGAAUCACGUAUGCCAUCCUGGAAAUGCAGGGGAAAGAGGUAUUUUCCCAUCUGAAAAUCUUUACUAUGGUGGUUUAGUGGGUCCCGAAUAUCAAAAUGUACGAGUUGGAAAUCCUGUGUUUGCAGGACCACCACACGUUAAUUCAUCGUCUUUCGUCCCUCACAGCAUGAGUCACCACCAAGGACACAGUCAAAUUAUGUCUGGAAUCGAUCCUAGAUAUCUAGCGGCGUAUGCCGAUGAUAAUGCGAAAUUCAUUGCAACAGGAUUAAUGCAACAGGAAGGGUCUGCUAUAUCUAUUAACUCGCCUUUUGGGCGUGAUUAUCAGAAUCGCAAUUUGGUUGCGGCGGACCGAAAUAAGGCUAAAAUGUUUCGACCGCAAAUAUCCAAGGAAAAGGUCCAGAAGAUAGAAGUUCCUUCAAUAAAAGGCUUCGCAAUUAAUGAGGCCAAAAUACCUAGAAAAGAUUAUAAUGUUCAAGAAACCACACAACAAACUCUGUCAGACGUAUCUGCAAAGAAGAUAGAAAAUGCAGGCAGCUCCAAAAAUGAACAUCAAAUUCAAGUCAUGAGUCGUUCUGAUAAGCUCAAAGCACUAUAUAAAAGCGGAACACGAAUCUUCUCUGGGCCGGUUGAAAAGGUCCUUAAAUGGCACAAGUCAUUACAAGAUAUUGGUGUAUUGGUGCUGUAUGAGAUCGUUGCGAAAUGUGUGAGCGUGAGGCCUGGGGAGGCAUGUGCCAAGAAUUUAGUGGUAAGAGACGAAAACGGACCAGCUAUGCAAGUCGUUUAUUAUGAGGUGGACUUUUUGUUGCCUGAACUGAAACCGCCAUGCACCAUUAGGGUUAUAGGUAAAAUGAUGGCGGGUACAUCCAGAUUCCAGGCUUUCCACGUGCGACCUGCUACCGGGGACGACGUCGCUACGUUACCUCGACGUACUGCCGUCGCCGUUCACCACGUCGCUAAACUGUGUAAAGAGUACGGUACAAAUAUUUAAUAUCACAAUUAAAAUAAUGUACAUGCAAUACCUAAUUGAAGAUUUGGUUUACAUGUCAAUAUAGUAUAAGUCAGCAAAUGUUCAU